Heterocephalus glaber (naked mole-rat) is the source of this 741-nucleotide messenger RNA. RefSeq names its product keratin associated protein 24-1 (gene Krtap24-1). Gene Ontology annotation, molecular function: structural molecule activity. The record is from RefSeq and is a predicted model, not a curated record. Gene Ontology annotation, cellular component: keratin filament. NCBI's taxonomy places the organism in Eukaryota, Metazoa, Chordata, Mammalia, Rodentia, Bathyergidae.
AUGUCCCUUCUGAGCUACCCUGAGCUAUGCGGUGCUGCAUCCUAUAGAACUCACUGUUACAUCCCAGUGACACCUUCCAUUGCUUUUUGCUCCAAUGAUGUAAGCUCUACCAUUGGACACCACUUACCCAGUAGCUAUCAAGGAAAUCUCUGGCUCCUGGACCAUUGUCAAGAACACUACUGUGACGUGCCAAGCUGUGAUUCUCCCAGCUGUGAGCCCAAGACCUGUGCUACAAAGUGUGACCCGCAGAACUCCUGUGUGCCCUGUGACUCUCCAGGCCAAGUGAUCACUGCCUGCAAAACUACCAACCUCAGAUCCUGCCCCAGCUGCAGCUCAUGCACUCAGACCAAGGGGUAUGUAUCUAAUUGCUACAGGGACACUCUAUGUGCGUCUAAAGCCUGCCAGACCCUUCACAAUGGCCCCAACUGCUUUGGACAACUUAACUACUUAUUUAAGAGUCCCCGACCUCUAAGCUACUGCAGACUUGGUGGUUUGGGGUAUAGAAGCUAUCAAACUCUUGGCUUUAAUUCCAGUCGCUUUUCACCAUCAUGUUACACUGCCAGCAGAUAUCAACCUCAAAAUCACUUCAUGAAAAAUCGCCGAUAUCUGAAUUAUGGACCUACGAGCUACCGACUGCUGAGCUACUUAUCUAGGAAUUUCCAUUCUCUGAGCUGCCUACCCAGCAGCUUUCCACCUCUGAGAUAUUUAUGCAGAGGUUGCAGACCUCUGAAUUGUCAUUGA